This is a messenger RNA of Suhomyces tanzawaensis NRRL Y-17324, 1458 nucleotides long. RefSeq lists its product as uncharacterized. Gene Ontology annotation, biological process: N-glycan processing. The transcript has a single exon. The record is from RefSeq and is a predicted model, not a curated record. Lineage: Eukaryota; Fungi; Ascomycota; Pichiomycetes; Serinales; Debaryomycetaceae. Gene Ontology annotation, cellular component: glucosidase II complex. Bases 1 to 1458 code for a protein of 485 amino acids.
AUGUACGGAAAGCUGCUCCUUUUUGGAAUUACCCUCUACUCGGCAUUAUCUAUCGCUUCUGAUGCCCAAAUUCGUGGUGUGCCACCCUCAGAUCAGCAUUUAUAUGCGCCUGUCGACAACAAUGGAGUAAAGCAAUGGCAUUGCUUGGGAGACCCUUCUAUCAUAUUAUCGUACGAUCAAAUCAAUGACGACUACUGUGACUGUCCUGACGGCUCAGAUGAGCCAGGAACUAAUGCUUGUCCAUAUAACUCCAGCAGAAAGUUCUACUGUGCCAACAAACACCAUAUCCCAGGAUUCAUUGAAACCUUCAAAUUGAACGACGGAACUUGUGAUUAUGACAUAUGCUGUGAUGGUUCUGAUGAGUACUUGAGUGGAAAGUGUGAGAACAAGUGUGAGCAAAUUCAUGAGCAGUUCGUCGAGUACAAACUGAGAGUUGUGAGUGAGGUGGAGGAGUCCUUGAAGGUGAAAAACAAGAUGAUCGAAGAAGCUCGUAAGAUUAAAGCCUUGAUGGUGCAAAAAAUCAGUGAAAUGAACUCAGAGUUGAAAAUCAAAGAAGAGCAGAUAGAGCUUCACAUUCAGCAACAGGAGCAAGGCGAAGAUGAAGAAGAAGAAGAAGGUGAACAAGUAUACGAUAAACUCGAGCCUUACUUGACCGAAUUGUCACACAGAAUGCACGCAUACUCCCAAAAGGUAAAGGACCAGGAAUCCAGGAUAUCCUAUCUUGAAAAGGCUUUGUCCAAAUUGACCCAGGACUACAAUCCCAAUUUCAAUGAUGCAGCAGUUAAAGAGGCUGUCAAGGCAUUCCAAGAAUAUGCAUCCAACUUAGGAGAAACUACAAGCGUCGCUGAUGCUUCCGAAAUUUUGAAUUCGUUGAUAGAUUCGACCAAGGAUUUGUCCUUCACAUCCCAGAAUCUGGGCAAUGUUGUACCUAGCUUCGCCAAUAUGGCACAAUACUACUUUGAUCAAUUUACCAAGCCAAAAAACCAAGAAUUGCCCAAGAAGAAGAGAAGGUCCGAGAACUUUGAUCUCGAACUGGAGUCUAAAGAGAGGGACAGCUUGAGGGACGAAAUUAAGGUGUAUGAGGAAGACUUGACUAAAGAUUAUGGUCCAGAAGGGAUCCUUAGAGCUUCUGCAUCCUCAUGGGUCAGCGGAAGUAUCGGAGAAUACAAGUAUAAGCUAGGAUUUUUAAACUCCAUCUAUCAAGACUCCAUCUUGAUUGGAACCUAUACUAAAUAUGAGGAUAACAAGUUAUACUUCACCAAUGGUCACAAGUGCUGGAAUGGGCCAUAUAGAUCCGCAGUGGUCGAGCUUAUUUGCGGGGCACAAAACAAGUUCUUGAAUGUCAGGGAACCCGAAAAGUGUGAAUACUACUUUGAGGUGGUUAGUCCUAUUGCUUGUGAGGAGUUCACGGACGAUGACAUUCUCGCCAACUUCAAAAUAGACUACACUAAUUUAUGA